Molecule: messenger RNA, 1222 nt
Organism: Papilio xuthus (Asian swallowtail)
Lineage: Eukaryota; Metazoa; Arthropoda; Insecta; Lepidoptera; Papilionidae
Product: fork head domain-containing protein FD4
Exons: 2
Coding region: 59-847 (262 amino acids)
Biological process (GO): regulation of transcription by RNA polymerase II; anatomical structure morphogenesis; cell differentiation
Molecular function (GO): DNA-binding transcription factor activity, RNA polymerase II-specific; RNA polymerase II cis-regulatory region sequence-specific DNA binding
Source: RefSeq, a predicted model, not a curated record
AUACGCCGCGAGAGACGUCCGCCCCGCAAGCACGCGGCGACACCAGACCCGCGAAGACAUGCCGCGGCCCACGCGCGACUCCUACGGCGACCAGAAGCCGCCCUUUUCCUACAUCGCCCUCACAGCCAUGGCCAUCUGGAGCUCUCCGGAGCGUAUGCUGCCGCUGUCUGAGAUCUACCGCUUCAUCACAGACCGUUUCCCGUACUACCGGCGCAACACGCAGCGCUGGCAGAACUCGCUACGCCACAACCUUUCCUUCAACGACUGCUUCGUGAAGGUUCCGCGGCGGCCCGACCGGCCGGGGAAGGGCGCCUACUGGACGCUGCAUCCACAGGCCUUCGACAUGUUUGAGAACGGAUCACUGCUGCGCCGUCGCAAGCGCUUCAAGCUGCACAAGGGCGAGAAGGACAGCCUCAACGCCGAGUUAGCAGCUCUGGCAACCUUUAACAGAGCGUUUUUAGCGCGCCAAGCGAACGCACCGCUCCCGUCGGCGAGCCUAUCAAGUGGAAUGUACGCUCCCAACGUGACACUUUGUCCGAGACCUAGUCCUGAGCCGAUCGAGGUGCCGGACACGUCGGCGCUCCUCCCGGCGUGUCCACGACCACGACGAGCGUUCACGAUAGACGCGCUGCUGGAGCCGGAGCCGAGUCGCAGUUCGCCGUCUCCGCCCGUGCAGCCGCAGCCGACGCCGCCGCGCUGUCCCCUGGCUCUGCCGCCGAAUCCAUACCUGGUGGCGGCCCAGCGCUACCACGCCGAGCUGCUGGCGGGCCUGCAGCAGUCCUGUUUGCCCCCGCUCUGGACGUGGCGUGACACCAGCCAGUUCUCACAUUACACACUUAAUUCAUGAAUGGUAGCGUCGAUUUUAAAAGAUCUCAGGAUUAGCUCUAGUUAUAAGGAACUCUAGAGGCAUUUAAUAUUACGCCUACAAGUGUUAGAAAAUUAGUGAACAAAAAAUUAGGAACAGAAGAGUGUGAUUAUUUUGUCGUCGAUUGUAAUUAUAUAACGUCAAAGAAAAAAAAUUAGGUAAGCUUUUAAUUUCCUACAAUAUAAAGAAGUAACUAUAGUAGAGGUCAGUCUAAUCUCUUAUGCCACAUAAGAGAAAGAGAUGUAAUUAUCGUAAAGAAAUGAAGAAGGGUGACCACGAUCCAAGGUAGAAUGAAAGCCAAUAUUAUUUUUUAAAUAUUGGAUCUGAUCACUCGAUCACUUUAGCUCGUCGAUUUGU